Molecule: messenger RNA, 4177 nt
Organism: Sorex fumeus (smoky shrew)
Lineage: Eukaryota; Metazoa; Chordata; Mammalia; Eulipotyphla; Soricidae
Gene: TDRD9
Product: tudor domain containing 9
Exons: 36
Coding region: 1-4146 (1381 amino acids)
Cellular component (GO): intracellular anatomical structure
Molecular function (GO): RNA binding; ATP binding
Source: RefSeq, a predicted model, not a curated record
AUGCUGCGGAAACUCACCCUCGACCAGAUCAACGACUGGUUCACCAUCGGCAAGACCGUGACGGACGUGGAGCUGUUGGGCGCCCCGCCCGCCUUCCCGGCCGAGGCGGCCCGCGAUGAGGCCCAGCGGAGGGACGUGGCCUCGGCGGCGCCUGUCCCCGUCCCCGCCCUCGCCCCGGGCCCGGCCCCGCCCGCGCUGCUGGUGGGCAGACCACUUGGUCAGAAGAGCUCAGAAGUGGAGUAUAUUAACAAGUACAGACAGCUGGAAGCACAGGAGUUUAAUCGAUAUGGCAUGAAGAACUCACCCAGGACACCAGGUCCAAGACCACCUUCGACUAAAUUAAGCAAUGUGACAUGUGCUCCAGAGACAGCUUACAAAUAUCCUGAUUUGCCUAUAAAUAGAUGUAAGGAAGAGGUCAUUUCUUUGAUAGAAAGUAAUUCUGUGGUGAUCAUACACGGUGCCACAGGGAGUGGCAAGAGCACACAGCUUCCGCAGUAUGUCCUCGACCACUACAUGCAGCGCUCCACCUACUGCAACAUCGCCGUCACCCAGCCCCGGAAGAUUGGGGCCAGCAGCAUCGCCAGGUGGAUCAGUAAAGAGCGUGCCUGGACUUUGGGGGGCUUGGUGGGCUAUCAGGUGGGGUUAGAGAAAAUAGCAACAGAAGACACUAAGUUGAUUUAUAUGACAACUGGGGUCCUGUUGCAGAAAAUUGUCAGUGCUAAGAGUCUGAUGGAGUUCACACACAUCUUCAUUGAUGAGGUGCACGAGCGAACUGAAGAAAUGGAUUUCUUGCUGUUGGUAGUCCGCAAACUUUUACGAACAAAUUCACGUUUUGUCAAGGUGGUCCUGAUGUCAGCCACCAUUAACUGCAAAGAGUUUGCUGAUUACUUUGCUGUUCCUGUUCAGAAUAAGAUGAACCCUGCCUAUGUAUUUGAAGUAGAAGGAAAACCCCAUUCAAUUGAAGAAUAUUACCUUAAUGAUUUGGGGCACAUUCAUCAUAGCAGGCUUUCUCCACAUCUUCUGGAAGAGCCGGUGAUUACUAAAGAUAUCUAUGAUGUUGCUAUCUCCCUAAUUCAGAUGUUUGAUGACUUGGAUAUGGAAGAGAAUGGGGGGAACAAGACCUGGUCAGGUGCCCAGUUUGUGUCAGAGCGAAGCAGUGUGUUAGUGUUUCUGCCAGGUCUGAGUGAAAUAAACUAUAUGCAUGAACUCCUUACAAAUAUGGCUCACAAAAGGUUGCAGGUGUUUCCUCUCCAUUCAAGUGUGACUCUGGAAGAGCAGAACAAUGUGUUCUUAAGUCCAGUUCCUGGAUACAGAAAGAUCAUUCUGUCCACUAACAUUGCAGAGAGUUCGCUCACGGUUCCAGAUGUCAAGUAUGUUAUAGAUUUUUGUUUGACUAGAACUCUAGUUUGUGAUGAAGAUACGAAUUAUCAGAGUCUGCGGUUGAGUUGGGCCUCUAAAACCAACUGCAAUCAGAGGAAAGGCCGAGCCGGGCGAGUAUCCAAGGGGCACUGUUACCGUCUGGUCCACAGGGACUUCUGGGACAACUACAUCCCCAACCACACUGUUCCUGAGAUGCUGCGCUGUCCAUUAGGAAGCACGAUAUUGAAAGUGAAAUUACUCGACAUGGGCGAGCCCAGGGCCUUGCUGGCGACGGCCCUUUCUCCACCAAGUUUGAGUGACAUUGAACGCACCAUCCUGCUCCUAAAGGAGGUGGGUGCGCUGGCCGUCAGUGGGCAGCGGGAAGACGAGAAUCCCCACGACGGGGAGCUGACCUUCUUAGGGAGGGUGCUGGCACAGCUCCCUGUCAAUCAGCAGCUCGGGAAGCUCAUCGUCCUCGGGCACAUCUUUGGCUGUCUGGACGAGUGUCUCAUCAUUGCGGCAGCUCUCUCGCUGAAGAACUUCUUUGCGAUGCCUUUUAGGCAGCAUCUCGAUGGCUACAGGAACAAGGUGAGCUUCUCCGGCAGCAGUAAGAGUGACUGCAUUGCACUCGUGGAGGCAUUUAAAACCUGGCAGUCGUGCCGCCAGAGAGGAGAGCUGCGCCAUCCCAAGGAUGAGCUUGAUUGGGGGCGAUUAAAUUACAUUCAGAUCAAAAGAAUCAGAGAGGUGGCGGAAUUAUAUGAAGAACUGAAGAACAGAAUCUCCCAGUUCAAUAUGCACGUGGACUCUCGAAGGCCUGUCCUGGACCAGGAGUACAUCUACAAGCAGCGCUUCAUCCUCCAGGUUGUAUUGGCAGGUGCUUUUUAUCCAAAUUACUUCACUUUUGGGCAACCCGACGAAGAGAUGGCCGUGAGGGAGCUGGCUGGCAAAGACCCAAAGACGACCAUAGUGUUGAAGCACAUCCCUCCCUAUGGAUUUCUCUACUACAAACAGAUGCAGUCUCUCUUCAGACAGUGUGGGCAAGUCAAAUCCAUCGUGUUUGAUGGGGCAAAAGCUUUUGUGGAAUUUUCACGGAACCCGACGGAGAGAUUUAAAACUCUUCCUGCUGUGUAUAUGGCAAUUAAGAUGUCCCAGCUGAAAGUCUCCCUGGAGCUCAAUGUUCACUCUGCAGAGGAAAUUGAAGGGAAGGUGCAAGGAGGAACGGUCUCAAAACUCAGGAAUACCCGGGUGAAUGUGGACUUUCAGAAGCAAACAGUAGAUCCUAUGCAAGUCUCAUUCAACACACUGGACAGGUCGCAGACAGUCACAGACAUCCUGCUGACAGUCGAUGUCACUGAGGUGGUUGAAGUGGGGCACUUCUGGGGCUACAGGAUUGAUGAGAAGAACGCGGAAAUUCUGAAGAGACUGACUGCUGAGAUCAACCGGCUGGAGUUGGUGCCCCUGCCCGCUCACCCUCACCCAGACUUGAUGUGUCUGGCCCCUUUCACCGACUCCCAUAAGGAGAGCUACUUUAGAGCUCAGGUCCUUUAUGUCUCUGGACAUUCUGCUGAGGUGUUCUUCGUGGACUAUGGGAACAGGGCCCACGUGGACCUGAAUCUGCUGAUGGAAAUUCCCUGUCAGUUCCUUGAGCUUCCGUUCCAGGCUUUGGAAUUUAAGAUCUGCAGAAUGCGGCCGUCUGCCAAGUCCCUCGUGUGUGGCGAGCACUGGAGUGGCAGAGCCAGCCAGCGCUUCACCUCCCUGGUGCAGGGCUGCACGCUCCUGGUGAAGGUCUUCUCCGCCGUACACAACGUCCUGCAUGUGGACGUGUACUGCUGCUCCGGGGUCCAGGAUGCUGUCAACAUCCGGGACAUCCUCAUCAGGGAGGGCCAUGCCGAGCUCGCCGAGGAGCCCUAUGAGUCCAAACAAAGCCAUGAAGUUCUCAAGGAUCUCUUUUCCAAAUCAGUAGAAACGGUGGCAGACAUGUCUGUGCCAUCCCCCGUGAAGGAUGAUGAGAAGUUUCUGAUCCGGAUCUUACUGGAGAGCUUUUCUGCCAAUAAGCUGGGGGCGCCCAACUGCAAGGCAGUUCUUCACGGACCCUUCAACCCUUACGAACUGAAGUGCCACAGUUUGACCAGAAUUUCCAAAUUCAGGUGUGUGUGGAUUGAGAAGGAGAGCAUCAACUCCGUCAUCAUCAGCGACUCCCCGGAGAACCUCCACCAGAGGAUGCUGGUGGCAGCUUCACUCUCUGUCAACGCCACGGGGUCGACCAUGCUGCUGCGAGAGACGUCCCUGAUGCCACACGUCCCCGGCCUGCCUGCGCUGCUCAGCAUGCUCUUUGCCCCUGUGAUGGAGCUGAGGGUGGAUCGGGAUGGAAAGUGCUACACUGGAGUCCUCUGCGGCCUGGGGUGGAACCCCACCACAGGGGCCCCCAUCCUGCCUGAGCAUGACAUUGAGCUUGCAUUCGACGUUCAGUUCACUGUGGAGGACAUUGUGGAGAUUAAUAUUCUCAGGGCUGCCAUUAACAAGCUGGUAUGUGAUGGGCCAAAUGGAUCCAGAUACUUGGGGCCAGAGAGAGUCGCACAGUUACAGGACAACGCACGCCGGAAGCUGCUUGGUUUGUUCUGUCAGUUGAAACCAAGAGAGAGGAUUGUUCCUAAGUGGCACGAGAGGCCGUAUGAGUGGAAUCAGGUUGAUCCCAAACUGGUCAUGGAGCAGGCUGAGCGGGACAGCGGCCGAGGCAAGAACAUCUUUCUCUACCAGCUCCACAAGCUGGUGGUUCUCAGUGCCUAGAAGUAGCUGCAGGUUGUGUCCUGUCUGUGCU